Molecule: messenger RNA, 1158 nt
Organism: Notothenia coriiceps (black rockcod)
Lineage: Eukaryota; Metazoa; Chordata; Actinopteri; Perciformes; Nototheniidae
Product: nucleolar protein 10-like
Exons: 9
Coding region: 1-1158 (385 amino acids)
Biological process (GO): maturation of SSU-rRNA from tricistronic rRNA transcript (SSU-rRNA, 5.8S rRNA, LSU-rRNA)
Cellular component (GO): 90S preribosome; nucleus; nucleolus
Source: RefSeq, a predicted model, not a curated record
AUGUCUUUAGCAUCAGCUAUACAAGAAUGUAUCUAUCUGUACCAGUAUGCACAAACAAAGGUGUACGAGGACAACCAAGGUUUGUCUCACCUGGUGGGAUCCUCUCUCCUGAGAGCCUACAUGCACGGCUACUUCAUGGACAUCAGGCUUUAUCACAAGGUGAAAACCAUGGCAAAUCCUUUCGCAUACGACGAGUAUCGCAAGGAUAAGAUCCGCCAGAAGAUCGAGGAGUCCAGGACGCAGAGAGUGCAGGUUAAGAAGUUACCCAAGGUGAACAAGGAGCUGGCUCUCAAGCUGAUGGAGGAGGGUGAUGACGAAGCAGAGCUGACUAAUAGGAAAAAGAAGGGCAAGGCUCUCCCCAGCGUCCUGGGAGACGACCGCUUCAAGGUGAUGUUCGAGAACCCCGAGUACCAGGUGGACGAGCGGAGCGAAGAGUUCCGCCUCCUCAACCCCAUCGUCUCCAAGGUGGGACAGAAGAGGAAGAAGAAGCUGCGUCUGAUGGCUCAGCAGGCCGCCGACGCCCAACAGGCGGGUGAGGACGACGAGGAGCCCGAGGGUCGGGCCAGCUCCGAGGAGGAGAGCUCCGACGACGACGACAAGAGCUGGGUGGCGGAGGUGCGGGAGCAGCGGAGGUUGCUCUGGGAGGAGGGCCGGGACCGCCGGCGGCUGGAGAGGAAGGAAGCGGACCGUAACACUGUGCUGCAGAAGGAGCAAAACGGAGGAGAGGAAACAUCCAACACGGCCGAGAGCAAGAAGGCACGCCAGCCUCAGUAUUAUCAGAUCAAAGCCGGGGAGGAGUUCAGAAGCUUUAACGACAUGGCCCGCAAGCAGAAACUACAGAAGGCUUCUUUGGAGGACCGCCUGAAGUUAGAGGAGCACUCUGGAACGGGCACUAUGGCCGACACAGCAGUAGGCAGCAAGCAGCUGACCUUCAGUCUCAAAAAGUCAGAUCAGCAGAGGAAGCAGCAGCAGGCAGAGAGGGAUCACCACGAGGAGAGGAGGAAGCUGAGGCGCUCGGCCGGACACCUAAGCAGCGACCGCGGCAGAGGCUGGGGGGGUGGUAGAGAGAGAGAGGGAAAGAGGUAUGAAUGGGAGCAGUCGCACGCCCAGGUGAUUGUUAGAAAGCAUUCUGAUAGCUUAAAAGCCUGCCGCAUGUGA